Messenger RNA from Pomacea canaliculata, 1380 nucleotides. RefSeq lists its product as uncharacterized. The coding region runs from base 72 to 1049 and encodes 325 amino acids. The transcript is spliced from 7 exons. NCBI's taxonomy places the organism in Eukaryota, Metazoa, Mollusca, Gastropoda, Architaenioglossa, Ampullariidae. The record is from RefSeq and is a predicted model, not a curated record.
CUUUGAGAAGGGCCAGCUGUUCAGAAAAGCAACAGUUUCCAUCGUGACCUCCAACCCUCUCUGACGUCACAAUGACUGCCGCUGGUCUCCUCACUCUCAGUACAACACUCUUAAUUGUCACCACGCCACUCCAUGCACAGACGGACUCGAUUGAUGUCAGGACUGAGGCCAGGGCUGUCGUAGCGAACAUUCGUGACUUCGUCCUGAGGACAAAAGAAGGUUCUCCUGUCAAGACAGUUCUACAGAACCUUGAUGACUUGCAGAGUUUCGCCGUUAAUCUUCUUUCUCGCCUUCCACACAAAGAGAUUUCAGAGUGCGAGACACAGACUGUCAUCAAGUUGUCUGCAGCUGGCAUUGGCAACCAUGAGGUGCUGGAUGUGCUGCGGGCUGAAGACAAUCUAGGUCUGAUGAGUGCUCGUGUCAGGGUCGCCCUCGCCUUUUUGAGUCGGGUGGCACAGCAUCUGGACGACAAGCUGUCGUUGUCGUCUGACGUGGGCCCAGAGCUGACGGCCAUCAUCUUCGGAGUAAACACCACAGUCAACAUCAUUACCAUUGCUGGCGACGCCAUCAAGGUAGCGGAGGGUCCGGCAAGGAGGAGCAGACGAGAGGCCAGCAGGUUUAAGGUCAGCAACGACCUCGAACUUGACACAAGAGCGCAUCACCUGUCCGUGCGAUCGCCACAAAGUCCGUGGAGCGUUGACGGCGGACUUCAGUUUCCCCGCCCUGGCCAGUGGAAUGCUCAGGUUGGAGCUAACUACGAUGAUGGGAGGUUGAAGGGAAGGCUGAGCGGUUCCUUAGAUUCCAGUGGAGGACGUCAGGUCGGUGGCAGCCUGGGUGUCCAAAGCCCCAACAAGCGGAUAUCGUUUGAGGGUUUUGGCGGUGUCAGGAGGGACCCAGGUGUAGGUUCUCAACCCUUCGGGGGAGCUAAAUUUGAUUGGACAAGCAGAGAUGGCCGAGUCAAUGUCGGAGUUCAAGGAGAUGUCCAGAGGGAUCCGUCUGGAAGACUUAACCCCUCUGUGGGCGUUGGCGUCAAGAUCAAACUUCCUUAGACCAGCAAAACAGGACCACAUGAAAAUAUAAAAGAAUCACGAUGGAAUGUUACGGUGGAUGUAACAGUAGCUAUGCUACUGCUCUAGAGAGACUUGUCAGUUUACCUUCUACACCUUAAAUGUUACGUAAUAGUAUCUGAACAACUUUUAUUUUAAAUUUCUGGCCUUUGGGGGUUAGGAGUGGCAGAAAAAAAUCAUUUCUUAUUUCAGCUUUGAAAUUCUGGUCUUCACCAUGCUAUCGCUAUGAAGGCCAUAUUACAUACUGGAUAACACAAUUUUUUUAAGCAAUAAACGAUUUUCAAAAUGUCUGAAUAAAUUUUUAUUUGGGUAA